Owenia fusiformis is the source of this 1195-nucleotide messenger RNA. NCBI's taxonomy places the organism in Eukaryota, Metazoa, Annelida, Polychaeta, Sabellida, Oweniidae. The record is from the annotation of a GenBank genome assembly.
GCUGCUUUUGUUGAACUAUGCAAGGAUUUGAGGGCUGGUUUCGAGCAGGAGGCGGCAUCAUCUGGUCAACCUCGCUUAUUGUUGACUGCUGCGGUUGGAUGUGGGCCUCGAAACAUAGAUGUAUCAUACGACGUAUUCGGAAUGUCUAUGUAUCUUGAUUUCAUUAACUUGAUGACGUAUGACUUAGCUGGCCAAUGGGAUGGCAAAACGGGAAUCCAUGGAGCUCUCCAUGGUGGACCUGGUGAUACAACUGGGCUGAAUCAGGAAUGGUCGGUGAAUAGAUAUAUCGAACUAGGUGCUCCCAGAGAUAAACUUGUGCUUGGGAUACCUAUGUAUGGUAGAUCAUUCAAGUUAACAACUCAAAGUACAGCUAUAGGUGCCCCUACAGCUACCUGGGGAGCUCUUGUAGGCCCUUACACUGCGGAAGGGGGCUUCCUCUCAUACUACGAGGUUUGUGCCAAAAUAAAAGCAGGAUGGACAUACGUAUACGACGCUCAGCGAGAAGACCCUUGUGCUUAUUCUGGAUCGAAUUGGGUGGGGUACAGUGAUAAGUACAGUGUAGCGAAGAAGGCUGAAUUCAUCAUAGACAAAGGCCUUGGAGGUGCCAUGAUAUGGGCCCUGGACCUGGACAAUUUUAACAAAGAUUCAUUAUGUAACACGGAUACAGAAGAUUACACCUUGUUAAAGACUAUAAAUAACGUUCUCGGUGGUGCAGUAAUCACUACAACAACAGGACCAACCACGACAACUGAAGCAGGUGCAUCCACGACCACCCAAUCAGCUCCCACAAAUGAAGUGUUUGUAUGCCCAAGUCAAGGUUACCGCUUGUACGAGGAUCCAAACGACUGUGCUAAGUUCAUAACAUGUCUCGAUGGCAACAAUUUGGGCACCCAGUCCUGCCAACAGGGACUGCUAUUCUGGGAGGACAAGCAAUGGUGUGACUACCCAAGCAAUUUUGAAUGUGGUGCAAGCACUGGCACUAGCCCAUCAACGCCAACCACCACCCAAUCUGCUUUCACAGAUGAAGUGUUUGUAUGCCCAAAUCAAGAUCACAGAUUGUACCAAGACCCAAACGACUGUGCUAAAUUCAUAACAUGUCUCGAUGGUAACAAUUUGGGCACCCAGUCCUGCCAAGUUGGACUACUCUUCUGGGAGGCCAAGCAAUGGUGCGACUACCCAAGCAAUUUUAACUGCG